UGCCCGGGGCUCCCGCGCCUCCUCCUGGCGCUGUCUGGCGAGUCUGUCGCUCGGUGCCUGUCUCGCCUGCCCGGGCUCGUCCUCUGGGGACUGGAAAAACACCCAUGAUUUGAUGUUAAGGAGCUGGUUGGACACCCAUGAUUUGGUGUUAAAGAGCUGGGUGGUUUGUGGAAGUUUUCUCAGAUUCUUGUCCUCGUACUACUAAAAUUAUCCCUAACUAAAGAUGCAUCCAGACCUGUCUCCUCAUCUGCACACUGAAGAAUGUAACCUAGUUAUCAGUCUGCUCAAGAAGUGUCACAAGGAGCACAACAUUUUGAAAUUCUUUGGCCGUUGCAAUGAUAUUGACCGUGAGAUGCGGAAGUGUUUAAAGAAAGAGUAUGAAGAAAACAGGGCCAGAAACAAGGCGAUGCGACAGAAGCUAAUUAAUGCUCGCAAAAACUCGGAGAAGUGAGCUGCACUGUAGCUGGAUGGCUGCACUCAAUAGGGACACUCAGCUGAAAGUUGACAGAACACUUCCUUCCCAUCACCAGUGGUUGGUUAAAUAGUGAAAAAAUAAAUGCACCUAAUACAUACAUACUUAUUCCGAGUAAGACAAACAAUAUGGGAAAAAAUAAAUAUAAUAAAUGAUCACUCAGAACUUAACUUAGUUUUUGACCUCUAAGAGAAAACUAUUGUGGCAAGUCUUUGGGCAUAGUUUUGUCAUGAUUAAGUAAUGAGGAAUCAGUGUGUGUGGAGUUUUGCGUAUUCAUGGCUGCUACAUUCCCUACCUUGUGUUGAGUUGCAUUUAUUUCUAUGUGUUUAGCAGUUUCUCUUUCAUAUCUUUUUGCUUUUUUUUUUUUCCCUCCCUGCAAAACACCAAAUGACUUUUUCCAUUACUCUUAGUAGUGUUGUGAUAACACAGCUUAAGUGAAUUGUCAAAAGAAAUUUUAAACAGGUGUGGCUUGAAAUUGGAAAUUGCCUAUCAAGUAAUAACUGGAGUUCUAGUAUUUUUAUUGGAGCUAAAAUGAUGAGGCUACCAUCCUCCACUGAGAAGAUUAAAAAUCCUUCCUGCCAACUGUGUGUAUGUACAGCGUAGACUGUUGUAAGACAAUUUGUUCAUCUUACCCAAAGCAAGUGGCUUUAGAAAUUCAGAAUGGAACAUUUCCAGGGAUUUACAAAGCUUUGCCUUGAUUUUUGUUGAGUACAAUCAAUGCGUGCUGAGUGAUUUUUGAAGAGGAGCGCUGCCAAAAAUACAAGCUGAAUAGUUCUUCCAUGUACUAUGGUACAAAGGUGAAGUCAAGCUACGACUAUUGCUGCUGAAGGAAAACUCACACUGAAGUGAAAGAAAAUGUAACUUGCCUUUCAGUUAGGCAAAUCGACUAGUACUGUGUUAACCCAAGCUGCCUCCUUAGCCUACAGGAGCUGUUUAUUUGCUGCCAAACUGCGUAAAGUCCUCAACAAGUUUCUGAAUUAAGAAGUCUUGAUAUUAAAACAUGUUGGUUUGUGCGGUGAUGGAGCUGCUUCUCUGGGUGUCUGCUGGAUUCACCUUAUUUUUAAAUUACUUUUCUGUUCUGCCUAGCAACAAAAGAUUUCUUUUAAAAAAGUAAAUCUUAUUAAGCCAAAUAGAUUAAGUGUCUUGAAACCUUUUGAAAAAAAGGGUGCCUAUUCUACAAUGAAUUCUAUGGUUGGUUGUAAGAACCAUUGUUGAUGCUCAAUCUUGAAAUUAAUACACGCACCUGUUUUUGGAAGAAAGCUGUAUUUUGUCACCAAUUUUGAAAGAUUCAUUAGAUAGAAUAAUUUCACUUCUUUUUCAAUACCUGGAUGGACCUAGUUAAAUUGGUAAAACUUAACCACAAAUCUUUUCAGUGAAAGUUCCAAGAAAAGCUGAAACAGUUGUUUCUGCAUCUUUUGACAUGCCGUCUGCUUUCUUAGAACAAGUAAGUAAUGCAUUAUUUGAGUUAAAUACUUGAGUGGUUGGAAGUGGUGCAGUCUUUUUAUUGGUACUCUUCAGAAUACUCUUGAUGAGUGUAGUGAAGUUCCCUAACUGGGAACUCUGCAUCCUUGAUCCUUCUUCCAUUUGUGAUGACAAAAUCUACUUCAGGCAAGCUCUUAAAAAGGAUUUUGUGAUGCUUGUAAUUUUGAAGUAAAUAAAUUGAGAAUUGUCCUAGAGAUUAGGUUGAGAAGCUGAUAUUUGAGUGCAGAAGCACUGAAGCUUUUAUUUCUUUCAUCAGCUUCUGUGAGUCCAGAUCUUUCACUAGAACAGCAACAAAAUAAGGAUCCAAGAGCCACUUAACACAGCUCAUUAGUCAGAGUCAUGUUUUCAAAGAUCAGUGUGCUUAAUGAAUGAAAGACCAAAUGGCACACACAAUUUUUAUUGAUGCUUUGGACUACGUUUAGCAAUAAAUCUAUUUUACAGAUAAACUUUGUUUACCUAGUGAAAGUAUCAUCAUGUUCAUCCUUCUGUUUCUCUUCACUAAUUGCCCACUAGUAGUGUGAUAUGAGAUUGUCCAUUGAUUCCUGUUUGUUCCUUUUUUUCUGAGAAGGGUUAUGUUGCUAAUUUGAUGUUGAAGCUGAGAAACAGUAGUGUAAUAAAAUAAGACUUACAAUUUAUCUGACAGGGUAAGGGUGAAAUGGUAAUAUUUUUUCUUUUUGUUCCCUCAAGUGAGCUGAGUGGCAAGUAGGGAACAUGUUGGGUGAAAUAAACCUUAUUUAUAAGGACUCUGAAGACACUUUAUUAUAAUGUCAUUUGUGUAUAGAAGCAUUUUCUCCAUUGUUCUUUCUGCAGGAGCAAGCCUGAGAGAGAAGAAAAAAUGAAAUUAGAUGGAA
Athene cunicularia (burrowing owl) is the source of this 2805-nucleotide messenger RNA. It is a transcript of the gene CMC2, whose product is annotated as C-X9-C motif containing 2. Lineage: Eukaryota; Metazoa; Chordata; Aves; Strigiformes; Strigidae. The transcript is spliced from 5 exons. Gene Ontology annotation, cellular component: mitochondrion. The coding region runs from base 224 to 451 and encodes 75 amino acids. The record is from RefSeq and is a predicted model, not a curated record.